This is a messenger RNA of Dicentrarchus labrax (European seabass), 1987 nucleotides long. Its product is annotated as cAMP-regulated phosphoprotein 19. Gene Ontology annotation, cellular component: cytoplasm. The coding region runs from base 112 to 462 and encodes 116 amino acids. Gene Ontology annotation, molecular function: protein phosphatase inhibitor activity. Lineage: Eukaryota; Metazoa; Chordata; Actinopteri; Moronidae. The record is from RefSeq and is a predicted model, not a curated record. The transcript is spliced from 3 exons.
UGACGUAGUAUCUCUUAUGCGGGAUUGCGCGCUCGGCAGGACUCGUAUGGGUACGGAAAGUCAGAGCAGGGGAUUUGUGGAUCACUUGUCCGAGAUCACGAUAAUAUAGACAUGUCGGGGGAUAACGAAGAAACACAUACGGCCGAGGAGACAUCGAUGGACGAGAAGGAGAUUCAGGACAAGGUGAUCAGUCCUGAGAAGGCUGAAGAGGCCAAACUGAAGUCCAGAUACCCAAAUUUAGGAAACAAACCUGGGGGCUCUGAUCUGCUUCGCAAACGCCUCCAGAAGGGGCAAAAGUACUUUGACUCUGGCGACUACAACAUGGCUAAAGCGAAGAUAAAGAACAAGCAAUUGCCCACAGCUGCACCAGAGAAGACCGAGAUCACAGGGGACCACAUUCCCACCCCCCAGGACCUGCCCCAGAGGAAACCUUCUCUGGUGGCUAGUAAACUGGCAGGCUGAUGCAAGCACAGCCUCGACAGCCCCUGCAGCACCCUCCAGCCCUAACCCCUCCCCACUCAAGUCUCAGAGCUGUAACAUUACCUCCCUCAAACCCUCACACUACCAUCUGUCCCCUGCCUCUGUCCUUUCCCCACCAACCUGGACCCCACCCAACAGGAACCCAUACCUAGCACCCAGCAUACUGGCUAGCUGGUACCUUCAAAUCCUGUCUAUUUUUGCCCCCCCCCAUCUUGCCCUGUCUCUACUACCUCCUAUCCUUGUUUUUGUUCCUCACUAUCCCCUCAAACUGACUGCCCUUCUGUCUGUGUCCUCUUAUAUUUCCAUGUUCCUUUUUAUUUUAUCUUUACUUCCAUGUAAGAUACGUUGAAAGACAGGACAUCCAAGCGUGAGUGUGAUGAGCGGACUCUGCGCGACUGAUACCAGUGUUUACUGGCUGAUGAGAGGGGCGAGCAGCACAAGCUGUGUCUUGUAUGGUUGGAGGGCUUUAGUAUGGUUCAUCAGGAUCCCUCAGUUUGGAAGUGUGUGUAUAUAUAUAUAUUUCCUUUUGUUUGGCACAGGGGCAGAUGUCAGCCUUUUAUAGCAUUUUACAUCAGAUUUGUAUCAUUCACUGUAUGUCCUCAUUCUAAAUUAUGCUGUCAAUAUGCUUGAGCGAUUGACUGAAUAUAGUAAUCCAGCGGCCAAGCUCAGUUUUGUUAACACUUUGAUUGUGACCCAUGGUGUGUGGGGGGGGGGAGCCGUACUGAAGGACCACUCAGUGAAGGCCAGAGUGUCAUAUAAAAGUGCAUGUGUGACGCAGAGAUCCCAAAGCUGAAACUCACUGAGCUCCAAUUUUUACACAAUUUACACUAAUGCCGAAAAGCUCAAGUGCAGCAUACAAGCACUGGGUGGCAUGUAGAUGGUGCAUUCAAGAAACAUUUAAUCUAGGAAAAUGAUCUACUUUAAAGAGUGAAAAAGGAGGGGGGAUGGUGUUGUUGCUUCAGUUUGAACUGCAAUGUUGAAAGUUUGCACUGUAUCUUUGGUGUGCCAUGCAUUUCAGCCUCAGAUGACGACUCAGUGACCCUCCUCAGGCCAAAGUUUCUAGUUCCAAGUUGUCAUGAAUGAAUCAUCAAUGCUCAAAGAGGGUUAGAGGAGUAUAUGGAACCUCAAAGCUAAAUUCCUGUCAGUAGGGACCAGUAUUUGUGUCCUUUAUGCUGUGUGAGUAGACUAAAUUUAUGGUAAAAAAAAAAACAAACAAACAAUGAAGUGGGAGCAGCUCUUGGCACAGGGAAUAAAUAGUGUUAUGAAUUGUAUUCAGACUUGAGAAAUAAACUUCUAUACUCAUAAGUUGAAGUAGAUUUAUCUUAAAAAUUUCCUCGGUCUGGUAAAGUGCUUUUCCGGGGUGCUUACUGACUGGAUCAAAUUUACCUACAAUGUGGUAAAUCUAAGCUAGCACUACAUCUGUUUGAGCUGUGCAUGUAUAUGGCUGCCCUACUGUCACUUUGUGCCAUUUUGUUUGUAAAUAAAAUAGUUUUGCACAAAUGUUUAA